UCCAGACGUCGCUUUGUGUACGAUUCGUCCCACCGUCAAAUCGAAGGAAUCAGUUUAUGGUGAGCCGUGAGGACACUCGCUGCAGGAGGCGAAAUGCGUCCGAAACGGGAGAAAUCUUUGACCGGGGCGAAGGCCUCCGAGAAAGUGGCCAAGAUCCCCGACCAGUACACGGAGCACCAACUAUUCCUCCAAGCCUUCGAAAAACCAACACAGAUCUACAGAUUUCUACGAACCAGGCAUGCACAUCUGCCGCUAUUCCUCCAGCGAACUCUGACGUACAUGCCCAAAUCGUCUCACAUUGGACCGUCAUCGCGGGAGCACCGGGAGACCUUCAAAGUCGACUACCUUCUCGACAAAGUCGUCAAGAGGAGGAGGCCGACGCACGGCUCUCUGAAGCUACAAGUUGCUGGGGUCCAAGACUACACGUCAAUUCAAGACAGGAUCGAGCUGAAUAUGGCGGUUGUGAGAUCUAACAACUCUAAAAACGGACACGUAGCAAAGGUCUUCACGCAUUCCUGCUACAUACAACGCAACCAAGAUGGAUUCCUCGGGGAGGUCGUCAUACCUGAGGAAGCUUUCUAUUCCUUCCAAGACCCUUCGAAACAAUGCACUUUCUCGCUUCUCUUCGUCGUCGCGCUCACCCAACCGCAUCCUUCCAAAAUGUCCGGGAAAAAUUCAGUCGAUUCCGAAGAUCUGUCUGACUCCGAAGCGACGGACACCGAAUCUUCGUUGGAAAGUAGCCCGAAAAGGAAAUGCGUUUCGUACACGCUGGCGGGCGAGCUCACCAUCUACGAUGAAGCCGGAGACUGUCAAUUGGCCGAGGGCGACUACAAGAUCUUCUUUAGGGAUAAUUUGCCACAAGACAUUACCUCGACUGAUUGGGUGCCGUUCUCGAAAGCCAAAUGCACGAAAGCAGCUACAGAAAAAAUUCCCACCCUCAACAUUAACAUCGUUUGGCUCGGUGAGAACAUGCGGGAGACUCGCUUCAUCAAAAAAGAACCCUCGGUUCCGGCACCUAUGCAAGAGAGGCGACAGACGAGAGUUUACUACCAAUUCAUUUUCCAAAAUAACAGCCGACAAAUAACUGAAGCUCGCGGCGAUCUCCGCUGUCCGUGGUGUUUCGUGGACUGCCGUCGACUGUACUCACUUCUGAAACAUCUGAAAUUAUGCCACUCACGAUUCAAUUUCAAUUACACUCCAUACACGGGCGGGGCACGGAUUGACGUUUCGGUCAACGAUUCCUUCGACGGAAGUUACGUGGGCAAUCCCCAACGGCUCAUCCGCCGACCGGUGAACGGUGUCCAGUUACCCUUGAGACGUACUCCGGUCACCUACUUCAUGGUCUGUCGGCCCCAGAGACCACUGCCAACCCUGUCCGAGUUCCUCCAAGAUUAUCCAGAAGAGCUGGGAAUUCUUCUGCAUAACGGGCUGAAGAUGGGCGCGACGGUCGGACACAACCGGGCGUAUUAUCACUCACAUACUUGUAUUCCUAUCAAACCUGAAGAGUUCGAUUACGACAGCGAACGCGAGAACGAUCCCCCGUGGCUCAGGGAGACGACUCAAAAAAUGAUCGACGAUUUCACCGAUGUGAACGAAGGGGAGAAAGUCCUCAUGAAGCUAUGGAACCUCCACGUUAUGCGACUGGGGACCGUGGCCGACUGCCAUAUCCCGCAUGCUGUGAGCACGUUCGUGGAAAAGCACGGCACCGCGAUCAUGGCGCAACAUCUGUACGGCAACUUUUUGUUGCAUCUAGCCAAUCUGCUCGAAUUCGGCCUGAUCUCUUCUUCUGAACUUUACACGAACGCGCGCAGACUUCAGUUUUUGGCCCCGAAGAAAUUCUUCUCCAAGUAUAUGCAACCGAGCCUUCCUAACACUGCCUCCACAAGCAAAUAGAUUAAGCUGUCACGAAUGGAGCGGGAAUCAUGCGAAAGGAACAGGACUCUCCCCUGACGAGAACCAUUUCCUCGCAUCCUGACCUUGAGAGUGGAUCGAGUUGAUGAAUUGCAAGAUGAAGUAGAUUGACUGAGAGGAUCAUCCGAGUGUUAGUUAGUUGACUAGUUAAUUGACAGAGUAAAAACGAUGGGACAGUGAAUUUCGAGUUUGAACAAACUCGGGUUGAGUUUAUCGUGUGCGAGUGUAAAUGACAGCACGAGCUGGAUUAUCGUGUCUGGGAUACAGAAUGUCCCUUGAGUAUUGAUUUUCUCUUCCGGAAUUAGUCACCGACGUUCGAAAUUCGGCGUGCGAAUCGAAGUUAUGGAUCCUCGUGAAUGACUAGGGUGAGGAAUAAUAAAUUUAUAUGGUACAUAUUAGAGAAAUAUAUACACCUGAAUUCGAGACUGAGAACCAAUUGAGUGCGUUCGAUCAAGUUUGUAUAUUAUACGCGCCAAUGUACACUCCACGAAGCGCUGCCACGUCUCGGAGAUAGAACCGUUUCCGAAUGCUACAGAGCAUCGCUCUUGAGGAAUCGUAAUUCAAUUUACCCAAUAAACCUGAUG
This is a messenger RNA of Galendromus occidentalis (western predatory mite), 2495 nucleotides long. RefSeq names its product Polycomb protein Su(z)12 (gene Su(z)12). The record is from RefSeq and is a predicted model, not a curated record. NCBI's taxonomy places the organism in Eukaryota, Metazoa, Arthropoda, Arachnida, Mesostigmata, Phytoseiidae. Gene Ontology annotation, cellular component: RSC-type complex; nucleus; ESC/E(Z) complex. The transcript is spliced from 4 exons. Gene Ontology annotation, molecular function: chromatin DNA binding. The coding region runs from base 94 to 1893 and encodes 599 amino acids.